Cyprinodon variegatus (sheepshead minnow) is the source of this 1506-nucleotide messenger RNA. It is a transcript of the gene ak5, whose product is annotated as adenylate kinase 5. Gene Ontology annotation, cellular component: cytosol; cytoplasm. The transcript has 10 exons. NCBI's taxonomy places the organism in Eukaryota, Metazoa, Chordata, Actinopteri, Cyprinodontiformes, Cyprinodontidae. The record is from RefSeq and is a predicted model, not a curated record. Gene Ontology annotation, molecular function: nucleoside diphosphate kinase activity; ATP binding. Gene Ontology annotation, biological process: nucleoside triphosphate biosynthetic process. Bases 308 to 1465 code for a protein of 385 amino acids.
ACACUGGAGCUGGAAGCGAAGCGCUGCGGGAGGCAAAACGUUCGAGUCGAGCCCAUCAGAGCCACGCAUCCUUAGCACUGAGAAGAAGCCGGUGCUGGAGGAGGAGGAGGAGGAGGGUGGACUCACCUGCACCAAUCCAGUUGGGAAGUUUAAAAAUAAAAGAUAAACAACAUGCGCUGAAAGGAGAGCUGUCACGAACUCUGUGCUUUAUAAACCAGAGAUACAGCCGAGGGAAAAGAAGGUGGGAAAAAAUCCGCCUCCGACAAGUUUUUAUCUAUUUUUUUUUUAAGCGGAGAUCCUGGUGGAGAUGAAUACCAACGAUGCCAAGGAGUAUUUGGCACGGAGGGAGAUACCUCAGCUGUUUGAGAGUCUCCUGACAGGUUUGAUGUAUUACCGGCCCGAUGACCCUAUCGAAUACCUGGAAGGCUGUCUAAAGAAAGUCAGGGAGCUUGGUGGCACUGAUAAAGUGAGGUGGGAUACUUUUGUGGGCCAGGAGAGGAAGUCCCUUCCUCCACUCAAUGGGGGACAGUCACGGAGGUCCCUCUUCAGAAAUGUGUUGCCUGACAGCCCCAACUUCCCCUACAGACGGUAUGACCGCCUCCCUCCCAUCAGCCAAUUCUCCAUUGAGAGCGACUCGGACCUGUCAGAGACGGCCGAGCUCAUAGAGGAGUAUGAGGUGUUCGACCCUUCCAGGCCGCGACCCAAAGUCAUCCUCGUCAUUGGUGGCCCUGGCAGUGGCAAAGGAACACAGAGCCUGAAAAUCGCAGAGCGCUACGGCUUCCAGUACAUGUCUGUGGGCGAACUGCUGAGGAAGAAGAUGAUCCAUAACGCCACAAGCAACAGAAAGUGGAGCCUGAUCGCCAAAAUCAUCACCAACGGAGAGCUGGCACCGCAGGAAACCACAAUAACUGAGAUAAAACAGAAGAUUAUGAAGAUCCCAGAGGCCAACGGUAUCGUCAUAGAUGGCUUCCCUCGAGAUGUUGGACAAGCUCUGUCCUUUGAAGACCAGAUCUGUACUCCAGACCUUGUCGUUUUCCUGGCCUGCACCAACAGCCGUCUGAAGGAGAGGCUGCAGAAGAGAGCUGAGCAACAGGGAAGACCCGAUGAUAAUCCAAAGGCCAUCGACCGUCGCCUGACCAACUUCAAACAGAACACGAUUCCUCUGGUCAAGUACUUCCAGGAGAGGGGCCUGAUUGUUACACUGGAUGCUGAUCGAGAUGAAGAGGAGGUUUUCUGUGACAUCAGCAUGACUCUGGAUAACAAGCUGUUUCCCUCCAAAGAGCCCGCCGCUGGUCCAAGUGAGCUGGAUCUCAGUCUGCUGGGGGAAACAGGCAGCCUGGCAGAGGUAGCCUACAAGGACAAUGAGGCUGAUGAGGAGGACAAUAUUGGGUAUGCUGAAGGAGCCACAGAAGGUUACUGCAAAGAACAGAAGAAACCAAAGGUUAUCUUCAUGAUGGGUUCGUAAUCUAAAACACUUUUAUAUCCAAAGUAUCGCACAGCUUCCCU